Messenger RNA from Diorhabda carinulata, 10036 nucleotides. It is a transcript of the gene rut, whose product is annotated as Ca(2+)/calmodulin-responsive adenylate cyclase. Gene Ontology annotation, biological process: intracellular signal transduction; cAMP biosynthetic process; adenylate cyclase-activating G protein-coupled receptor signaling pathway. Gene Ontology annotation, molecular function: adenylate cyclase activity. The coding region runs from base 377 to 6079 and encodes 1900 amino acids. Gene Ontology annotation, cellular component: plasma membrane. The record is from RefSeq and is a predicted model, not a curated record. The transcript has 24 exons. Lineage: Eukaryota; Metazoa; Arthropoda; Insecta; Coleoptera; Chrysomelidae.
CCAACCUCGAAUUUUGACGGAAAACUUAUAAUACUUGUCAUUUUUUUAUGAAAAAUUAAUAUUUUAUACGUUUGGAUUAUUGUUUCAGUGAUAAUUUUCGUAAAUAAAGUGACUGCGUGAUGUGAGACAAGUGAAUUUUGUUUGUUUUGACCCACACCCGCCUCUGUUUUUUUUUGCUUUAUUUUGUUUUUACUAUAACCAAGUUUUUUGUUAUUCGUGAAUUUUCCACAGCUUUGGCUGUAUGUGAAAGAAGCAUUAUCUUCCAUGGGUUUAUAAAGCAAUGGCACGCCGUCGAAGACCGCCCGAACAAUCCAUUAUCGUCAAACUUUCGUGAAACUUCCCCUAUUGUAUCCACCGGAACCCCAAAACAACCAAAAUGGAUCACAGUGUAAAAGCCAUGACUUCUCCUCGAAUUUUAUCGAGAUUGUUGAAUCCGCACCGUUUCGAAAACGACGAACUCGAACAAUUGUACCAACGCUACAUCUGUAAAUUGCAACAUAGCAGCGUCGCGGCCGUUGUCGCGUUAUUCGUCGUAUUGACGUUUCUGUUGGCCAACCUGGGAUUGGGGUAUGCGCAAGCGGCCACCGCGCAGAACGUAUACCAUGCCGCGCAUUGUGUACUUUUUGCGUUGUUAUUGGGGUUUUUGCACACAAGAUUCAUGCAAGACGCUUAUCUUUUAUGGGUCUGCUACGUCGUUCUAUUUUUCCUGGCGACUUUUUGCGCUUUAGCUCUGCCGCUUUAUCCGACGUUAUCGGCCGCCAAAGUGGCCGCAGAAGGUACCUGGCAAGUGGUGUUCGUCGUGUUUCUAGCUUACGCCAUGAUGCCUUUGAAGAGUUACGUCGCCGCCGUAUUCGGGUUCGUAUUGUGCGCCGCUCACAUGGCCGUGGCCGCCAUUUUCUCGACGGAAUUCCACGAUCUAAUAUGGCAACAGCUGAUUGCAAACGUCGUAAUUUUUUUAUGCGUAAACAUUGUCGGUGUUUUUAUGCAUAAUUUGAUGGAACACGCGCAGAGAAAAGCCUUUUUGGAUACAAGGAAUUGCAUAGCCGCCAGAUUGGAAAUGGAAGAUGAAAACGAAAAACUGGAAAGACUCCUUUUGUCCGUAUUACCCCAACACGUGGCGAUGGAAAUGAAAAAUGAUAUAAUUUCUCCAGUCGAAGGGCAAUUCCAUAAAAUUUAUAUACAGAAACAUGAAAAUGUCAGUAUAUUGUUCGCCGAUAUAGUUGGUUUCACUGUUUUGGCGUCUCAAUGUACAGCGCAGGAAUUGGUACGACUGCUUAAUGAACUUUUCGGACGUUUCGAUCAACUUGCUAAUGAUAAUCACUGUUUGCGUAUAAAAAUCCUCGGCGAUUGUUAUUAUUGCGUUUCUGGACUACCGGAACCGCGUUCGGAUCACGCUCAUUGCGCCGUCGAAAUGGGUUUGGACAUGAUCGACGCUAUCGCCAGCGUCGUAGAAGCCACCGACGUCCAAUUGAACAUGCGAGUUGGAAUACAUUCGGGCAGAGUAUUAUGCGGCGUACUCGGACUCAGAAAAUGGCAGUACGACGUUUGGUCCAACGACGUCACGCUCGCCAAUAACAUGGAAGCGGGCGGAGAACCCGGGAGGGUGCACGUCACACAAGCCACUUUGGAUUAUCUGGGCAACGAAUACGAAGUCGAACCCGGUAAUGGUACUUUGAGGAACCAGUACCUGCGCGAUCAUUGCGUCACCACUUAUUUUAUAGUACCUCCUGCCAGAAGACGAAAGCCAAUGUUGUUCAACACGCUGCAGGUUCGAUCGGCUUUGGGUGCCGCGCAGAAAAGGAAAUUAUCCUUCAAGAACGUCUCCAACGUCGUGGUGCAGCUGCUCCAUUCCAUCAAAUAUUCCAUGGAAGUGCCGUUUUCUAAUAUGGCGUUGCAGACGGAUCUCAAAGCGACAAACGCUAGGAAGGUACUAGACCUCCAAAGGGCCCUACACGCCGAUACUUCGACUUGCGAGGGUGGCGCCCAGGCGCAGAGUACCAGCAAAGUGCUAGAACUACAAAGGGUUCUUCAUAGAGAAAUUUCACCCCGUCAAGAGAUCGCUCCCUGUCAAGAAAACGACGUUAACAAUAAGGUGACGGAAAAAUUUAAGAGGCCUUUUAAGAAGAGACAUUCCAGCGUCUAUCACCAGCCUUCGAAUAGGGUGAAUAAAUAUUUGGGUCAGGCCAUCGAGGCAAGGAGUAUCGAUAGGGAAAAAUCGACGCACGUCAACUUAGUCACUCUCUGUUUUAAGGAUAGACAUAAAGAAGAUCAAUACCACCACGACGUAGAUGUGGGUUACAGCUCGACUUUAGCCUGUGCCUUGGUUCUACUAGUACUUCUAAGCACCCUCCAAGCUAUAGUACUACCAAGAACCACCAUUCUCUUCAUUUUAUUUCUCGUUUCUUUCGUAUGGAUAGCGGUAGUACUCAUGCUUUUAUUAGCAGUAAGACUACGUUGGAUACUAUGGGAUAUUUCGCAGAGUUUCAUUCUCAGAUUAGCCAUUACAGUAUUCACCAUCAUUUUAGUGUAUACGGUUGCACAAGUCAAUGUGUUUACUUGUCUGCCGGAUACAAAUUGCAUACCUCAUUCUACUGUAAACAUCACUUUAGACGGUAGGGACCACAGGGCUUGCCCUUUACCUCAAUACAUCGUCCUAUCAUGUGCCCUUGGAUAUUUGGCUGUGGCUAUUUUUUUAAGGCUACCUAUAUUACUUAAGGCUUCCUUACUUGUCGUAAUGUCAACCGUUUACAUCUUGCAUAUCGAAUUAUCUCAUAUUGAGCUGUUUUUUUGCUACGAUAUUAGAGUAAGUUCGAUAAUUCCGCUUCACGUUUUGAGCGUUGUGGAAGUGUUGAUGUUCGUAUUGGCGGUUCUACUGCACGGUAGACAAGUCGAAUGGACGGCCAGAUUGGAUUUCUUGUGGCAGAUUCAAGCCAACGAAGAAAAAAGGGAAAUGGACGCUUUGCAACAUUCGAAUAAAAGGAUACUGUUCAAUUUACUUCCGGCGCACGUCGCCACGCACUUUUUAGAUAAUCAAUUUCGAAAUAACAUGACUACUCUAUCGCAGGAACUCUACCAUCAAAGCUACUCGCGCGUUGGAGUCGUCUUCGCUUCGAUUACGAACUACCACGAAUUUUAUACGGAAUUAGACGGGAAUAAUCAGGGUGUCGAAUGCCUUCGUUUACUCAACGAAAUCAUAGCGGAUUUCGACGAUUUGUUAUCCGAAGAAAGGUUCAAAGCUAUUGAUAAAAUUAAAACUGUAGGUUCUACUUAUAUGGCGGCCGUCGGUUUGAUGCCCGAUCUGAGAAUUUUGGACGACGAUGAACAUACGGCCGGUACGCAUCUCAGUACUUUAGUGGAAUUCGUUUUCGCCAUGCGGGACAGACUUUUGAACAUUAAUGAAAAUUCUUAUAAUAAUUUUAUGCUGAGAGUCGGUAUCAAUAUCGGUCCGGUAGUAGCCGGAGUUAUAGGGGCUCGUAAACCCCAAUACGACAUAUGGGGUAAUACGGUAAACGUAGCGAGUCGUAUGGAUUCGACGGGACUACCGAACCAUACUCAAGUUACCGAAGAAGUAUUCCAAGUACUCAGAUCGUACCCUUACGAAUUUCAAUGUCGCGGUAAAGUCAAAGUUAAAGGUAAAGGUGAUAUGACGACAUAUUUUUUGAUAGACAGAAAACAACCGGGAACUUUGAGAGUAGAAGAAUUAAAUAAUAUCCGAUCGACUCCUAAUAAUUUGAAUAGUAUUAAUAAUAUGUACGGUGGGGUAGCCACUCCGCUCGCCCUUUUACAUCAUAGCGAUUUAAAUAAUCGCCCCAAACAUAAUCCCGUACAACCCCGUCAAUCUAUAAGGGAAGAUUCUUAUACAACUUCGAGGAACGUCAUGAGAUUACCGCCUCUACGAGAAACCGCCGCCUCACAUCACGUAAAUAGUUGCGAAAACGAACCGCUGUUGCCAAAUUUCAGAAGCGGUAAAAAGAAAUCGUUACCGUUAGAAGAGAAUCUACCGCCGCCUCCUUUACCGCCGCACAAAAACAAUAAUCAAAGACAAGGUACGCCGGAAAUGAGAUACAAUCCACCAUGGCCGGUACCGGUCGAUAAUACCAAACCUUAUUUGAAACCCCUACCGAAAGUACCGGCCAAAGAAUCGCCCAAUAAACACCACAGGAAACACCCGACGCCGCCACCGGAACCGAUUAGAAAUAAAAUCCAAACUCGCCACAACCCUUUGCAACGUCAUUAUUCAGACGAAAGCUUGGGGGGUGUAUUCGUUUCGGGUAUACCGCAAAGGAUCCAUUCUUCCGCCGACGAAAUUAGUUCUUUGAAUCAUUCGCCGAGCAUAAGUAGUUCGGACGAAAGUUACAGCAGAACCACCGACGCCGACGCUAGUCCCUGCGUAUCGCCACCUCUACCCGCCGACGCCCAACAAUUUCUAUUCCCUUCGGAUAUUCAAGUGAAUCCUCUAUCGUCGCCGGAAGUGUCCCCUAGAGCUUCGCUAGAUUACAUCCCGCCGAAUUGUUCUCUAAGAAAUACCGCCAACGACGUUAAAAGGAACAAUCUGCCGCCUACGGCUUUAUUAGCAUUAGCCGGUGCUUGCAAUACCGUCGAUUCCUCCGUAGUAACCAGUCCGCCGGUAUUGGACGGAGAAGAAAGUUGUAGGGGCGAAAGUUGCGCCAGUUUCGAAUAUCAAAAACCGUUAUUUAGAAGCAUCAGCAGCAACGGAGGUGCCAGAGGAGGCGGCGGUAGUACCGCCUCGAAAAAGAUAUCGAAUAAUUUGGAUAGACACCGAAUUAGAAACGAUAGCGAUUCGAUUUUGGAAUGUAACAAAUUAACGUCUUCGUUCAAAAGGUCGCCCAGUUUCAAAGAAACCGACGAAAUACGACAAUUAUUAUCGUCGAAAGAUGAUGAAGAUAAAACUGCGACGGCGAGCAGCGAAAAGAGCACGAAAAAAGACGGUAGCUGUCAAACUGACAAGAAAGAUUUGAGAAAAGUAAAAAGCCCCGUCGGUAAAAUCAGUAACAUACCGUUCGAAAGGGAAAUUCAAAAAUUGUUAGACGAACAAAAUUUGCUGCAAAACAUACCGCCGAAAUUGGAAUUGAAAGAACUAGCGCUGGAACCGUUAGUCAGGUACGCGCCUAACAAUAACAAUCAUCAAGUCGGUCUGGCGGCAAUUCAAGCGCUCGCUUUAGGUUUACGAGGAGCCAACAACGGCACCAACAACACGUCACCUUCGCCGAGAGCAAGCAGCAAGGAAGGGUCGCUUAAAAGGGGCGCUUCGCCCGGAACUCCCGGACAAGACGCCGUUAAAUUGGCCAAGGUCUCACCUCUCGACAGGUGUCCACGUACUGCCGAAGAAGAAGAAGAUAUUGAUUUAGACUGUGAUAUGCGCGAAAUCCAUCGACAGGACGACGAUACCGAUUUAGAAAGCUUCGAACGCGAAGAAAGGCUAAUGGAAGAAGAAGCCGCAAAGCUUUCGGUGGAUAGAGAAUUGGAAGCGGAAGUGAAACGGCUUUUGGAGGAAAAAAUUCAAGAAAAACUACGAAAUCUUGAAAAUAUCGUUUUAGAACCUCAAAGACAGGACAGGACGUCUACCGCUGCAGAAGCAAGUCCUUCUGAAUGGUCUGAAGACGAGGAUGGCGGUGCUUCGGAACCAUUAUUGAAUGAUAGAGAAUCUACUGGUUAUACUACAGACGAUCCAGCUUUAGAAAAUAUUUCCAUGAUCAAUGAAACUGGGCUAACGGAUGCAGAAGGAGCUUUAAGCGACGUAAAUUCCGCAUAUAUAGACCCGAAUCACGAUCCCGAUAUGGACGACAAUACUUCAAUGUCGUCACGAGCGUCAUCGAGAAUAUUCGAUUCGGACGCCAUGAUGUCGUUAGAUUCGCUCAGCGCCCUCUACGAUUCCGAAUACGACAACUGCUAUCGUACCGAUGACGAUUUAAACGCGUUGCCAGAUUUAGAUAGAUUAAAUUAUUUUUCGGUACCGACUGACGACGUACAUUUGGCAAAUAUUAGAUCGAUGAGCGAAAGUAUUACCAGAAAUUUCGGUCAACCGAAAAACGAAACGGACGCCGAUAGCGACGUUUAAUUUUAUAUAUAUAAAUUGAUAUCGAAUCGGAGACUGAAUAUAUAAAAAAACGUACGUUUUUUUAAUUGAUAGUCCAGGAAAUGAGAGGCAAAACUCAGGAAUAUCUGAGUUGGACGGAUUAAGAUACAACAAAGUGCAUUCGAUUCGGGGAAAGGAAACUUUGUGCAAAAAAAAAUUAUGAAUGAGAAGUGCAUCUUGAAUGGUUAAAAAAUUCAAUUUUGACAGGGGGUUUUAGAGGUCGUUGUACAUACAUAUAUUCGGUCCAUUUCAUAACGAAUUUCCACGGGAUUUCAGUAGACGACGUAGAUGUCGUCCACCGUUGGCACCAGGUACCUCGUAGAUCUUUUUCUGUUGUUAUAUUCUUGUUCAGUGACCUCGAAAACUUCCAUGUUAUAUAUAUUCGAUCAGUUCCAUAACGAAUCUCCACGGGAUUUCAGUAGACGACGUAGAUGUCGUCCACCGUUGGCACCAGGUACCUCGUAGAUCUUUUUCUGUUGUGAUAUUCUUGUUCAGUGACCUCGAAAACUCCCAUGUUAUACAUAUUCGAUAACUUUCAUAACGAAUCUCCACGGGAUUUUAGUAGACGACGUAGAUGUCGUCCACCGUUGGCACCAGGUACCUCAUAGAUCUUUUCUGUCCUUAUUUUCGUGUUUAACUACUUCGAAAACCCCCAUGUUGUGAAAUUGAACUCAUUUCCGGUAAUAUUUCCCGAGAUUAUAAUUUUUAAAUCAUUCGAGAUGCACUUUUCAAAAUGCAUUAUUCGUUUUUACAAAUGCAAUUUUCAUUUCUUUUGUCUCCCGAAUCUAAUGCACUUUACUGCAUCUUAAACCGUCAAACUGUUUAGAAAUUUGUAAAUUUGGUAAUUUAUUUCCUGGACUAUAAAAGUAAUGUGAUGGCGAGGCAAUAGAAACUUUUUUUUAGCUACAUCUAGACACGUUUUUUACACUUUAUGUCGGCCAUUUUUUUUCCAACUUACUCAGGUUUAUUAUUACUUUUGGAUAUUCUUUUUAUCCGUGUCUGAGUAAUAGUUUUAGAAUGGAUUAUGUUGUUUACGUAAAUAGUGCAAUAUUAUUUAUAUAAAUGAAAAGUUAAUACUGGAUAUUAUUUGUGGUAUAGAUAUUUCAAAAUGGUGCUUUUUACAUUGAAUUACUAACGAUCUGAUUUAAAUAUGGCUCUCUAAAGCUGUCUUCAGAUGCAAUCGAUAAAACUGCCUCUGCUGGUAGUCUACUGACAUAUUCCAUAAAAUUGGUCGAAUUUUUUUUCUGCGAGGAAUUAAUUCUUUCGGGGAAAUAGUAUACAGGGCGAAUUUAAAUGAAACGUGUUAUUUAAGAAUUAAUUUAUAUAAACAGAGUGACCCUACUAAAUGUUUUUUUUAAGGUAUUUUUCAAAAUUUUUUAUAUAAUAGGAUGGGAAUACUCGAAAAGUUUAAAUAUUUGUUUAUUAUUGAAAUUUUGAAAAAAUGAAAUAGUUUUUCUGUUUUGAAUAUUUUUAUUGUAUAUUUGCCAAAAUUAUUAUGAUAUUAGUUACUGUAAUUAAAAAUUUAUUAAUUUAAAAAUUACUCAAAAAUUUUUUUUACAAGAAAUAUUAUAUACAGUGUGGAAACGUAGAUGUAAAAUUAAUUUUACUUUUCGUAGCAAACUAAAAUACUUUUUUAGGAACAUAAAUACGUAAUUGUGGACAAAAAAAUAUAUUUAAUAAAUCCAUAGCCAAUAUUAUAGAUAUAAUUCAGAUUUUAUAUGGUCGUUUCCACUAUGAAACUCGUAAAAACUCAAUACAUAUUUAAAUAAUGUCUAAUUAUUGUUUAUUUAAAAAAAAUUAGAAUCUUGACUAUACAUUUUUUUUUUAUAAAUUUUUCUACAAAUAUUUACUUAAAGUGUAGUUGUUAUGUUCAUCCAUUAUCUGCUUAUUAUGUAUUUCUUUGUACUUAUACUUUUUUUGUUUAAAUCAAAUUCUUAUUCAUUUUUAUAAAAUUGAAAUUAUUAAGGGAUGAUUGAAACAUUUUUCAGUCUGUCAUUUUUAUAAUUUUGAUCUAAACAUCUUUUAUACAGUGUGUAACAACUUAAUGGAAUAGUAUUUUCGAUAAUUUUCUAAAAAUAUUCUGAAAUACAAUUUCUCAUAACGUCUUUCCUGUAUAAAAAUUGUUGUAGCUGAAGGUUGAUUCAGUAAAUACGUUUUGGAAUUAAAAAUUGAGGUAUUAUAGAUACUUUUUUAGGAUUCAAUUAUAUUUGGUUGAUUCACACUGUAUAAUACAACAUAAACUCAAACUACGGUAGAUUCGGAAAUAUUACAGCUCAAUUUAUUACCAGUUAAUACAUCAUUCCAAACAUAUAUCUAAUAAUUUACAACGUUACUAUAAUUUUAAAAUAAAUUGUCUGCUCCGCGUCGUAUUCAACUCGUUGUUACCAGGUGCCAUCGAUGAUAUCAUGGUGCAGUGUUGCCAGAUCUAUCAGAUAUUAAUUUCGGGAAACAUUUUCUUAUAAAUUGAAUUUGUAGUCACAACAAUAUUUGAUAUAAACUAUAUAUUACAUUUUUUCAAUUUGAUUUGAUCACUUUUAUUACAUUAACAACCAUUUUUAUACCAAUGGAACGAAAAGAAAAAAAAAAAAUACGCAACUUCUCCAUGGGCUCUGUUAUAAUCUGGGAACAGAAUUUUUUCGGGAAAAUACACAGUUUUAAGUACUACACACUUAUGUUAAAAUUAUCAAAUAGUGUUGAUAGAUUAUUUUUUCUCAAUAGAAAUAUAUCAAAAUCUGAUUAUUAUUGUGUCAUCUGACAACACUGAUUCAACAAUAAAAACAUAUUGUAAUGAUGUUAGAUACAUUCUGCUUCUUUCUCAUAUAAAUUGGCCUUUACAUAUACGGAUACAUAUUUAUAAAUAUUUUGAAAUACACCAGAAUUGUUCUGACGUUAGAUACAUUAUUCUUCUUUUUCGUAUAAAUUGGUCUUUACCUAUACGGUUACUGCAGUGCAUUGAAACUGCUCUAAAGACUUUUUAUGAUUGAAUAUCGUUGACAGUUGAAUUUAGACGUGAAAAAGACGUGAAAAUUUUUAGAAUAAAACUAGAAUUUCAUACAAUCUUCCUGUACUAUUAAUAAUAAUAAAUAUAUUACGUGUUUAAUUCAAUUUUUUUUAAAUCUGCAUUAACUGGUAUGUUUGAAAUGAUGUAAAUAGUUGAUUUUGUAGUGUAUACGUUACAGAUAAAUAAAAAAAAAUGUAGACCUAUGUUUUUGUUACUAAAAAUUGAUUUUGUAGAAAAUUCCAGCCCAAAAGUUCCAUUUUGUUAUUUAAAAAAUUAUAAUACUCUUUAAUCGUUAUAUCCUCGGUUUAGUUAACAAAAAAACAAGUUUUUUUAACCAAAUUUCAUUCUAAAAAAAGUGAUACCACCAGUCCAAUGCUUUCUACACCGUUUUCAUUUAAUUGUCAUCUUUAUUUUAACAAUAAUUUCAUAAUUUGAUUAAUGUUUCUUAUUGUUUUUUCGAUGGGGGCUAGAUCUGGAUAAUAUAGUGGAUUUGGAAGCAAUUUCAUCAUUGUUUUCGACUUAGGUUUACUUUCAACUUCUGUGACUAUACACUAAAUUUAUUCUGUGAUCACCAUUCAUUAGAAUAAACAUGCUCGAAUGAUAUUGGUGGCGUGUAUAUACAAAUAUUUCUAUUUUUCUUAAAUGUUCGAAUAUAAAUCUUGAUGUUACAUUUUUUAUAAAUACUACAUGAAAAAUUCUAUCAAUUCCUCAAUUAACGAUCAAAGAAUUGGGAAAUUAGACGGAUUUUCAUGGUCGUAUUUUGAUUUUUGUUUAUACAUAAUCGUAAAUUGUAUUUGUUGUAUUAAUAAACUUUUUUCUACUUUUACCCUGUAUAAAUAUUAUAUAUAUAGCGUAUGUUAAGAGAAAUGUUUUAAUAAUUUAUUGAAUGCUUAAGGAUUAUUGAAUACAUAAUAAAAAAUUACGGUAUUCAACAAAUC